Rana temporaria (common frog) is the source of this 2144-nucleotide messenger RNA. RefSeq names its product checkpoint kinase 2 (gene CHEK2). NCBI's taxonomy places the organism in Eukaryota, Metazoa, Chordata, Amphibia, Anura, Ranidae. Gene Ontology annotation, molecular function: protein binding; ATP binding; protein serine/threonine kinase activity. The record is from RefSeq and is a predicted model, not a curated record. The coding region runs from base 105 to 1712 and encodes 535 amino acids. Gene Ontology annotation, cellular component: nucleus; cytoplasm. Gene Ontology annotation, biological process: protein phosphorylation; mitotic DNA damage checkpoint signaling. The transcript has 15 exons.
UGCUGACAUCAGCACCUGUGAUUGGUCAGCCGGGCUUAACUCUGAAUGGCGGCAACGGGGACGAGGAUCGUCUUCCUGUUUAUGUGGCUGCGGUGAGUUUCACUAUGUCCCGUGACACGAAGGGUGAAUCCCAAAAUUCACAGCAAUCUCAAGGCACGUCUCAAGGCACAUCUCAAGGCACCACUCAAGGCACAUCUCAAGGCACAUCUAGUUCAUCGUCCAGUGCUCCUCAGUCAUACAGUCAGUCUUCCUCUUCUGGCUCUGGUACCCUGAGCUCUUUAGACACGGUUCCAGUACAGGAUUUGGCUUCUAUUCCAGAAGAUGUGGAAAUGGAUGAGCAGGCUCCACAGCCUUGGGGUCGUUUGUGGGCUUUAGGAAAAGGUUUCUUGAACCAUGAUUGUAUUAAUGAACAAUAUGAAUUUGGAAGGGACAAGCACUGUAAUUAUACUUUUGAUAAACCAAUAAUAAAUCAAACUGAGAGAUACAAAACUUACAGCAAAAAGCACUUUCGGAUUUUCAGGGAAGCUGUAUCAGGCUUGUCGGUUGUUGCCUACAUUGAAGAUUUAAGUGGCAAUGGAACUUUUCUUAACAAGCAGCUUAUUGGACGAGGGAAAACUAUGCCUUUAACAAAUAAUGCUGAAAUUGCACUUUCAUUACCAACCAACAGAGUUUUUGUGUUCUCUGACCUGUUGGUUGAUGAUCAAUCUGUUUAUCCUAAGGAAAUUAGAGACCGAUACAUCAUAUCAAAAACCAUAGGAAGCGGGGCUUGUGGUGAAGUCAAACUGGCCUUUGAAAAAUUAACAUGCAAGAAAGUGGCUGUGAAAAUGAUAAGUAAGCGCUCAUUUCGGAUGAGUUCUGCUUCUUUGAACCACACCAUUUCCGCAGGCACAGAAAUUGAAAUUCUAAAAAAAAUUAGUCAUCCUUGUAUCAUUAAGAUUGAAAACUUCUUUGACACAGAGGACUAUUUUUACAUCGUUUUGGAGUUGAUGGAAGGAGGAGAAUUAUUUGACAGGGUAUUGGCAACAUCCGGGCUUAAAGAAUCAACUGCAAAACUUUAUUUUUAUCAGAUGCUGCUAGCUGUUCAGUACCUUCAUGACAACGGAGUCAUACAUAGGGAUCUAAAGCUUGAAAAUGUGCUGCUAUCCUCCACAAAUGAAGAAUGCUGUAUAAAGAUCACAGACUUUGGCCAGUCCAAAAUUCUUGGCGAAACCUUAUUAAUGAAGACACUAUGUGGAACCCCUACCUAUUUAGCUCCUGAAGUGCUAAACACAGCUGGCACAGCUGGAUACAGUAGUGCAGUGGAUUUCUGGAGUUUAGGAGUCAUUCUUUUUGUAUGCCUUAGUGGAUACCCACCAUUUUCGGAGAACCAUAAUAAAAUGCCACUUAAAGAUCAGAUCACAGGAGGACAUUACACAUUUAUUUCUGGUGCUUGGCAGAAUGUAUCACAAACAGCUCUAGAUCUUGUGAAGAAACUGUUAGUUGUUGACCCAGAGAAGAGACUGACAACAAGGGAAGCCUUGGAACACCCUUGGCUACAGGAUGAUGACCUGAAAAGGACUGCUGAGAGGUUAAUGUAUGAUGAUGCUCACCCAAUGCCUCCUCCCUCACAGAGCCUUGUUAGUCGCAAACGUGUACAUGAAGCAGACUCGGAAGCCAGUACUUCAUCAUUUUCGGAGACAACAACCCAGCAUGAAAAGAGGACAAAAAAAUAAGACUUUUUUUGUUGUACACUGUGACCUUUUUGUUUUUUUAGGUUUUUGUAUAUACCACUGUCAAAUUCUGUUUUUUAUGCAUUACUUCUUGGCGCAGCUCUAUUUUUUCUAGCUGUUACUAUAACGACAUACAAUAUUUUCUGAUGAAAAGGAUUGUGUAUUUUUAGAACUGGGCAUGUGUAAUACCUGGGAUAUACUGUACAGUCUUGUAGAAUGGAAAACCCAAGUAUGGUUCUUAAGAAAUGCUGCUUAGAUGUUGUGAACAUUCAGGUUACUUAGUGGCACUUACUGUAGUUCACUGUCCAAGCCAGGAACAUCAACAUGUUUUUGUUGUAAAUACACUAUUCAGUCAACAUCCACCUCAAAAUCAUGUCACUCGAGCAAGAAUAAAAUUGUAAAUCAGGGCUUAGGAAAAAUAAACUUUGAAAAUAA